UGUGAAUAUUCAAUGUGAUUCUCAUAACCGUCGCCGCGAUCUUUUCACCAUCAAGCAUAUAGAUAUGGAAAUAUCUAUAUAGUCGCGCAUAUUUACGCUAUUUGCAGUACAUAACACACCGUAAUUUCCCAUAAUGAGUUAAAUCAAUAAUUAAAGUUUAGUGAAAAUUAUAAUUAAUUAACUCUAAAAAAAAAAUCAAUUGACACUCGACUAAUCUUCACCUAUCAAAUGACUUUUUUGCCAAUUGAACCAGUGUGUACUAAUCCGCUCUAGAGUGUAGAUUAACGUGAUAUUUUAAUUUAUUUUUUGCCAGAAAGCCCUCACUGUCAUUUCAGCACUGCAAUUAGUGAGGUUAAUUUCAAUUAGAGAAAGUUUCAUGGUGAAAUCCGAAAUUUAACUUUUUUUGUUGUUGUCACUGUGUCAAAAGUGAAAAAGUAAGAUCUCAACAAUGGAUACAAAAUAUCUGCAGAAUUUCCUCUUGUUAUUGUGUGAAAAUCCCUGUGACUGAAUGAGAGGAUACAAGAUAAUUUAGAUCAGAAUAGAAAUUUUGGUGAUAAUUUUUAGAACGAUGCCAGAAGAGUACAAGGAAUAAUGUGAAAUUAAAAAAUAGCCAUCCCGGACUUUGAUAGUCACAAUUGAGGACAAAUAUUGGAUGAUUGUUUUUAAUGAGCCAUUGAAUGCCUAACUGGACUGUGCCGGUGAAAUUGAGGGUGUGAGACUCUCCUAAGAUGGUGUUGGAGCAUCAAAAUUUGCUUCCGAGUUUGCAAGGUGGUGCAGGUGGUCUGCAACCGUCGGCACUGCAACUCUAUGCGGCUGCUGCGGCUCAAUUGGCACCGCGAGCGCGAGUCCCUCCAUGGGCACCAUUUCUGCAAUUUGGUGUCCCGAGCAUGUUUGGCGGGCCCUUCCUCAACCGACCACGGUUUGGGCCCGGGUCAGGCAAUGGCGGAGGAUCGGCAAGCGGAGGCCCAUCGGCGGCGGGUUUGGCUGCCACUCUCAGCGGAAAUGGUGGUAGCGGAUUGCCUGGAAUCAAUGGAAUCAACCAUCCAGGUGGUUUGACGCUGACGAGAACAAUGCCUGGACCGCCAAGUGAGGAUUCCAAUGAAGACAAAGGGUCCGCCGUUGACGGUGAUGACGAGAGUAGUGCUUCUAAAAGACGGAGAUCGAGAACGAAUUUCAAUUCUUGGCAAUUGGAAGAGUUAGAACGCGCCUUCUCUGCCAGCCACUAUCCCGAUGUCUUUAUGCGCGAAGCACUAGCAAUGAGAUUGGACCUCAAAGAAAGUCGAGUAGCUGUAUGGUUCCAAAACAGACGAGCCAAAUGGAGGAAAAAGGAACAUACGAAGAAGGGCCCUGGACGACCUGCGCACAAUGCCCACCCGCAAUCCUGUUCCGGCGAACCUAUCCCACCGAGUGAGCUGCGCGCCAAAGAGAAAUCCCUCAAAUCUGCCCCCGAAAAUAGAGCGCGACGGAGAAAGAAGUUGGCCAAAGCGCUGGAGCGCCAGGCGCGCAAAUUGCGCUCCAAAGGCAUCACGGUGGACCUCGAGACCCUAAAGGCUGAGUAUUUGUCGCAACAUCGAGUAAACUCAGAUUCUGAGAUCGAUGAUGAUGACGCACCAAUUGACGUUGUUGGCGGCGGUGAUUCCAGCGAUGAACCUGAAGAUUGUUCCAUCACACGACGCCCAAGUGAUGAGGAAUGCCUUGGUGAUGAUGGUGACGAGUCCACGCCUAAGAUGACCAUCCGGCCCAAUCCCUUUAGUAUAGAGUCCCUACUAUACAACAACACAUGAGACCCGUAAGUCUGCUCUAACACACAACAUUCCACCAUAGUCGUUUUCCAUUUAUUAUCUCUCCAUCAAUUGACUGCAAAAGUUCAUAUACCAAGAACUUCUUAUUUUGUGUGCUAGUGAGGAACGUUUAUUAUAUAUUUUAUAAUUAAUAUAUUACUAUUAUUAUUGAAUGAUAAUAAAAUAUAAUAGUACAGAAUAUGAUUGCCAUGGACGAUGGGAGGAAAUCAAAAUUGCAUUACGACGUCUAAUGAUCGAUGCUUAACUUGAUAGGAGAGGCGAUUAGUAGAAUUCAUAUAGUUUUGUUUUUUUUUCGAUUAGAAAACGCGCGAGAGAAGUAGGAGGCAGGUGAGAUAAUAGUGAUCACGAUUGAAUCAUAAGAUUUGUGCAGAAACUGAAUUUCAAGCAAAAAUCACAAAAGUCCGACUGAAAAGAGACGUUAGAAAAGCCAAAUAGCCAUAGAGACCACUUAAAAUUUUACUAAGAAAAAAUGAAUUACACACGACGAAAAUUUAAAACAUCUUUAGAGCAAUAGGCUUAAAUUGCUAAAUUCAGAGGAAUUCACAAAAAAAAUUCC
This is a messenger RNA of Phlebotomus papatasi, 2358 nucleotides long. RefSeq names its product homeobox protein unc-4-like. NCBI's taxonomy places the organism in Eukaryota, Metazoa, Arthropoda, Insecta, Diptera, Psychodidae. The coding region runs from base 729 to 1784 and encodes 351 amino acids. The record is from RefSeq and is a predicted model, not a curated record. Gene Ontology annotation, molecular function: sequence-specific double-stranded DNA binding; DNA-binding transcription factor activity, RNA polymerase II-specific. Gene Ontology annotation, biological process: regulation of DNA-templated transcription. The transcript has 5 exons.